AUGUCAUACAAUCCAGCCCAAUACCACCCCAACAACACAGCAACCACUUUCACCAGGGUCAAUCCCAGUAAAAGCGAAAAAAACUUCACUCUUAUCGUGAAAAGAAAUACCCCAUGUCAAUGA
Molecule: messenger RNA, 123 nt
Organism: Trichoderma gamsii
Lineage: Eukaryota; Fungi; Ascomycota; Sordariomycetes; Hypocreales; Hypocreaceae
Exons: 2
Coding region: 1-123 (40 amino acids)
Source: RefSeq, a predicted model, not a curated record